CAUGUUAUCUCCGAUACACAGCAGCAAAAUAUUGAUAGCUAUCCCCGGUUUCCAUUGGUAAAAGAGCACCCUAUGAAUGCCCCAGAUUUAAAUGACACUGAACAAUCACUUCUUGACUUUCUUUUUGUGGAUGAAGAUGAGAUAUCUCAUAUUGAACAAAUUACAAAAAACCAGGCAGAAUGUGAUGAAUGGAAAAGACAAAGAAAGUACCGCUUUACAGCCUCCUCCUUCGAUUUGAUAAGGAGACGUGAAAGGAACCAUGACACUUUUGCUAAGAACAUUAUACAUCCCCCAGCACUGACCAACAAGUACGUUGAACAUGGAAAAAAGUUUGAGCCAGUAGCCCUGAUGGAAUAUCAGACAUUAAUGAAAUUAAAGAAAAUGCCUGUCACUGUUAUUCCUUCAGGAUUUGUUGUAUCAAAAUCACAUCCUGUUCUUGGUGCCUCUCCUGAUGGAAAAAUUGUUGACACUGGAUGUUCUGACUGUUUUGGGCUGGCUGAGGUGAAAUGUCCUUGGACUAAAGCAAGUGUGACACCUUUAGAUGCCUGUUCGGAUCCGAAAUUUUUCAUGGAGAAAACUGGUGAGAACAUUUGCAAACUUAAAACAAAUCAUGCGUACUAUGCACAGGUACAAGGGCAGAUGGGAAUAACUGGAGCCCAAUGGUGUGACUUUAUUGUCUACACGAAGAAGGGUAUUUACAUUCAGAGAGUGCCUUUUGAUGUAGAAUUCUGGGAAAAACUUAGAGAUGAACUGACUGCAUACUAUUUUCAACAUUUCAUCAAGUAUGCAGCUGAAGAUUUUAACUCCAGGACAACUACUGAAGCUGGCAAACAAGACUAGUUAUGUGGGUUUUAUAGUAUAUGAUGUCUUUUUAUUAUUAAAUUCCAACAUUCUUAUAAAUGUCUUUACUAAUAAAUAGUUCAAAAUAGUUUUUUUUUAAUGUAAAAAUAAACUUGAACAAGAUUAUAGAUAUCUAAUAGACAGCCUURCAGCCCAUCAGAAUGCAGCUGAAUUUGGGAGGGCAAAACAAUAGGUUCCAAUUCGCAGGAGAUUGAAACCUUUUUGUUUUGCCCU
Molecule: messenger RNA, 1074 nt
Organism: Actinia tenebrosa (Australian red waratah sea anemone)
Lineage: Eukaryota; Metazoa; Cnidaria; Anthozoa; Actiniaria; Actiniidae
Molecular function (GO): zinc ion binding
Source: RefSeq, a predicted model, not a curated record